This is a messenger RNA of Ostrea edulis (European flat oyster), 2013 nucleotides long. RefSeq lists its product as uncharacterized. Gene Ontology annotation, molecular function: hydrolase activity, hydrolyzing O-glycosyl compounds; polysaccharide binding. Bases 83 to 1951 code for a protein of 622 amino acids. The transcript has 12 exons. Gene Ontology annotation, biological process: carbohydrate metabolic process. The record is from RefSeq and is a predicted model, not a curated record. NCBI's taxonomy places the organism in Eukaryota, Metazoa, Mollusca, Bivalvia, Ostreida, Ostreidae.
UCUACACCUUAUCAGAAGGUAAUAUAAGGCAGGAACGAGGACAGCGUCUCUAGAGUAACUCUUCUCCAAGAUAAGAGAUACAAUGCUCCGUGUCUGGGCAUUUGUCAGUCUUCUGGGUUUGGCUUAUAGUGCCACUCAGGGCGUGACCGUCAAAACUCAAUGGAAUGGUGGUUUUAGUGGCACCUUCACCAUCGUCUCUACCGCCACAGUUCACGGCUGGAAGGCGCACCUUGUCUGUGACAGCCCCAUAAAUUCUCUCGAGAUUUGGACAGCAGACAUUGUAUCUCACAACGCUGAUAAGACAGAAUACGUUGUCGUAAACAAACCAUGGGAUGCCGACAUCCCGUCAGGAGGUUCCCUAGAUGUUGAUAUUGUAGGGCGAACGCCUGGAAUGGACUCGGCACCAAACUGUCGAUGUUUUAUCGAAGGACAAGGUGGGGGAAGUGGGACGCAGACACAGGCCCCCACACAAGCACCCGCAACAAGCGCUCCAUCUGGUGGAACCGGAACCCAAGCGCCAUCUGGUGGCUCUGGAACUCAUACGUCAACUGGCGGGCACGAAACUGUUACUUCAGGAGCUAGUUGCGGAAGCGCUAAAAGCACAAAGUACAACUACGGCCAGGCUUUGGGUCUAUCUAUUCUGUUCUACGAUGCCCAGAGAUCAGGAAAGAUGCCAGCCAACAAUCCUAUACCCUGGAGGCAUGAUUCAGCCAUGAAUGAUCAUGGAGACGGGGGAGUGGAUCUUACAGGAGGGUGGUACGACGCUGGUGACCACGUGAAGUUCAACUUGCCCAUGGCAUUCUCUGCUCACGUGCUAGCCUACGGCUUAAAUCGAUGGAAGGACGGUUACGAAGCGGCCAAUCAGCUCCAAAACAUGUACGAUAUGUUGAGGACACCGCUGGACUACUUUAUGAAGUGUUGGAGGCCCCAGUCCCAGGAAUAUUACGCCCAAGUCGGAAACGGUGCCAUAGACCACGCUGUUUGGGGUCGUCCUGAGGAUAUGAAUAUGGCCAGACCCGCCUACAAAUGUACUGCAAGCAAUGGCGGAUGUAGUGACGUAGAGGGCAUAACUGCAGCAGCGUUGGCGUCCGCCUCCAUGGCGUUCAAAUCGAAAGACCCCUCUUAUUCCCAUAACCUGCUUACGGCUGCUAAGAGUUUGUAUGAUUUUGCUAACACGCACAAAGGCAUUUACAACAAGGGACCUAUCUCGGACGCUACUUCGUAUUACGGGUCUACUGGAUACAAAGACGAGCUGUGCGUUGCAGCCAUGCAAUUGUACAAAGCCACAAAACUUCCCAAGUAUCUGGCAGACGCCAAAGCAAACUUUGAAGGAGAUGGUGCCGCCUGGGCUCUCUCAUGGGAUGAUGAACACGUCAUGUGUGAGUUGCUGCUGUAUGAAGAGACAAAGGAAGCUAAAUACAAGACGUUGGUGGAUUCUUUCGUAAAGUCCUAUAUGCCUGGUGGCUCCGUCCAUCAGACGCCAUGUGGUCUAGCGUGGAGAGACAUGUGGGGCUCUCUUAGAUAUUCAGGAAAUGCCGCUUUUAUCGCUCUGGCUGCUGCCGAGGACGGAAUUGGUGGUGACGAUUACAAAAAGUGGGCCCUGAGUCAGAUUAAUUAUAUACUGGGCGAUAACAACCACCACAUGAGCUACGAGAUUGGAUACGGAAGCAAUUACCCCAGACAACCUCAUCACAGAGGAAGUUCUUGUCCCAAUCCUCCGGCCGGAUGUGGUUGGAAUGAAUUUAACAACCCUGGACCCAGCCCUCAAUUACUGAAGGGAGCUUUGGUGGGUGGUCCAGGACAGAAUGAUGAAUAUUCCGACUCCAGGAAAGACUACACCAAGAACGAGGUCACGUGUGACUACAAUGCCGGCUUCCAGUCAUCACUUGCCGCUCUGACCAGCAUGGCCAAACGAGGUUGUCUCCCCGACUCUCCGCCAGCCAAGUGUUGAAGCUGAGCAUACUUCUUCCAUGUGUGAUCAAAUUUUGGGAAAAUAAAUUAACGAUCUUUUAA